Ostrea edulis (European flat oyster) is the source of this 1463-nucleotide messenger RNA. RefSeq lists its product as uncharacterized. The record is from RefSeq and is a predicted model, not a curated record. The transcript has 5 exons. NCBI's taxonomy places the organism in Eukaryota, Metazoa, Mollusca, Bivalvia, Ostreida, Ostreidae. Bases 308 to 1261 code for a protein of 317 amino acids.
GGUGCAGUCGCAAGACUAUAAUGAAGUACAUUUUAAAGUGCGCACUUGAGGGGUACCUACCUCAAUGUUUAUUUAUCCCUCGAAGAUAAAACUUUUCAAGCCGUGAUUUUCUUAAUUUACGUUACACACAUUCGUCAGAUGCUUGGAUAUUAGGGCAUGUUCAGUCGACUCACCAAAGACAUUGAUGAUCAGUGAAUACACAAACCGUUUCUGCUUACGGUGCUCUUCAUCUGUCAGUUUUAAGACAGUUUGUGAGUGUUUGGAAGCAGAUUGCCGUGUGUUGUGAAAUCAAGAACGUGUUUGAAAGAUGACAAAAUGGAUGCUAUUGGUUAUUGUGUGCUUACUGUUGGGAGCCGUCGUACCAGAGGUCCUUGAGGUGUAUGACUUUGGAAUUGACAGUGAAGGUCACGUGAUGGAGGGAUACUUAUUUACGGAUCUCCAGUUCGGGGACAGAGUGAAUGUGAACUUGGGGGAGGGAGAAACGCCCACAGAGAACGGAAGAGAUGUGAAGUAUAUCCGUCUCACUAUUCGAAAAUCCAAAAGUAAUGUGAGUCCACCCUCUUACAUGGUGUUUGAUACCGAGCACUUCUCCAUCAACAGGGAUGACUAUCUGGUAGUGGACACUAACGAUACCGCGCUCCUCAAACAGGAAAAGGAAAUCAGGUUCUACGUUGUACUAAUCAACAAACAAGGUCGUGCUGUUUCAAACCCUCUUCCAUUCAUCGUUCGUAUUGAGAAGGAGACUUUGACAUCUUCAGACUAUUCUCUUCAUUCCGCCGUGUUUGCCGGGGUUUUGGUUUUGAUCAUUGUUCUGCUAGCAUUAGGAAUCCCGUUUGUGGUGAGAGCGAAGAGGAGAUUCAGACAAGGAAAACCCGUCAUGAAACUAGGCAGUCAUCCGGGUUCUAGCCCGGAUCUGAAGACCGCUGGUAUGGUGGCAUACUCCGUGGAGGACAUUCCAGGGAUGACCAGACAGACAAGCGAACCCAACUGGUACGGAGAAAAUAAAAUCCUUUCCUACGAGCAGGAAGUAAAAACAGAGAAAGUCGCUUUCACGAGGGACAUAAAACAGUUAGAAAGGCAGAUUUCACAGAGGCACAGCAAAACAUCCGCAAUGAACGAUGAUGACGGACUAGUGAAAUACACAAAGACCCAGAACAGAGGGAUUUUGAAGAAUGGCGACACUAGUUCUAACGAGAAUGGACACGUGUCCGUCACGGUUGAUGUGUGCGGACCGUCCAAUAAAGAACAAUCACGGCUAUAAUGUUGCUAUGAUGCAUUUCACCAAAGAUUUACAUCAGUUUUCAUGAAUGAUUUUAAAUGUCUGUCUCUGCGCUAUGAUUCAGUAAAUGAUCAUUAUGCCGGUAGUAAAUGCAACAUUAUAUACACUGGGUAUGUUUCAUAAUUAUGUAUUUUGAAUUAUGUUUAUUUAUAGUUUUAUACAAUUAUAUGUAAAUAAUAACGAA